GAAAGUUGUAAUUACGAUUUUUGACUUGAUUGAUAUGAUGAUGAUAUUCUUGGAGUUGGAUCUAACAUAGUCAUAGGCUAACCUUGUCUACUGUCUGCGCCGCCAUAAAAAAAUAACCUGAUUUUUUCCCGUAUGGACAAGUUUUUAUAAACUUAUCUAUUUGUUUGAAAUCACCUCCGGUUAAAAAUCCGUUACUUUAGAGUUAGGAUUUGCUGAGAUAAACUAAACACAUUUAUAAACCAUGCUUGCUUGAAUCAUUAGAACGUACAGGAGACGCAUGUUUAGACCGUCCUUGCUUUCCUGCAAAUUUAAAAUGCUUGAGUCUUGUGAGUUGAUGGUAAAUGAAUUAUGAAGAAAGAAAAUGUUAUUCGGAUAUCGCCAAAAUAAUAUUUUUUUUUUUAACGUUUAAUGAUUUUUAAAAGAAUAGGAAAUUAGUCUUAUUCAAGUUAUUGCGGUAUUUAGAGACGAGUGUCAUCGGUAAUUGAAAUAAUUCCGGCCUGCUAUCUGAGACUAAAAGAGGAGUAACAAUUUGCAACAAAGAUGACUUCGCUUUGGGAGUUUCAUAAAUGUGUUUUCAUAAAAGAUGAUGUUUGAAAAUGGUGUGAUAGUCAUGUGUGCAGAAUUUCUUGAAGAUAUUUGCCAAUAAAGAUUUGAGUUGAGGAAGAUCAUUGAGCACAAAAAUAAAACAAAGUACACUGCCUCAGAAAGAGGAAACAAACAUAAAGCAAGACAUUCUCGUAGUAGAAGUUCAUCCAUUGACAGAGAACAUAGCUCACAUAGAAAACUAAACAAACACAAUGAUUCUGGUAAACACAGAGAUAGAAGUCAUAGAGAUGAUGAAGAGCAACAGUAUGAUCCUCAUAAAAGAAUUAAACAGGAAGCAGUUGAUAUGACACAACAGAGACGUGAUCGUAGACAAAAUGAUGAAAGACGAAAUAGAGCUCGCCGACAGAGAGAAGCGGAAGGUGUGGAUACGAAUUUUGGUCGACCUGAUCAAAAUGCACAGGAUCCUAACUCUCAACAAGUACCUGAAGAUAAAGCUAAACCAGACUUUAAACUGUCGGGUAAAUUAACAGAAGAUACAAAUACAUUUCGGGGUGUUGUUGUUAACUAUAAUGAACCUCCAGAGGCUCGUAAACCUAAAAAGAAGUGGCGAUUAUAUCCUUUUAAAGGAGACACAGAGUUACCUGUGUUACAUAUUCAUAGACAAAGUGCAUAUUUAGUAGGGCGUGAUAGAAGAGUAGCCGAUAUUCCUGUAGAUCAUCCAUCUUGUUCUAAACAACAUGCAGCACUUCAGUUCCGAUUGGUUGAAUAUAAACGCCAAGAGGACGGCUCUAAAGGAAGAAAGGUAAAGCCAUAUGUUAUUGAUUUGAACUCUGCCAAUGGCACUUAUGUAAACAAUCAAAAAAUUGAUGGACAGAGGUAUGUAGAAUUAUUUGAGAAAGAUGUGGUUAAAUUCGGUUAUAGUUCGAGAGAAUAUGUUAUAUUACAUGAUAAAGUUGAUACAUCUGAGUUACAAGAUGAAGAAGAAGAGGAUGAUUGAUGUGUGAUGUGUAAAUUGUUUAAACAAUCAUAUAUCAUAAUAUCAUCUGACCAGUGGUCGUAUUCUCGUACAUUUAAUGUAAAAAUCUGUGUACAUACUUUUUAGUACAGUCUAAUUUGUGAGACCACAUUACAUGUUUAGUAGGCCUAUCUGUAGGCUACACUAUUAGGGGUGAUGAUUUUCCGUGAUCGCGGAAAAAACGCGGAAAUCGCGGAAUUGUCCACUCAAAACGGAAUUUGAAAUCUCACACGGAAAAAGACGGAAAAGCCGAUAUUUGCUGAUACUUAACACAAACUCAAAAUAAUUUUGCAGUUAUCAAAGUAUUUCAUCUUUUUAUUCAUAAAAAUCGGAAAUAUUGAAUGAUAUCGCGUGGUUUUGUUACUGUCUAUUUUAGUAUUUCGCUACUUUCAUUUCAUCAUUUCAUUUAGGAAUCAUAAUUUUAAUCGAAACGAAAACCCGUCUUUCAUGUAUCCCAUUAUAAAAUUACUCUGUAGUUUAACUUGAAUUAAACAUUGUAAUGUAUAUAUAUGUCUUAAAAAAAACUUCUGUCACUUCAUAAAAGUAAAAAUCGUUUCAUUUACUUCUUAUUUUACUGCCGGGCUCGUGACUCGUGUUUAUCCGCAUUAACCACGUGACAUCAGAAAUAUACCGUAGCCUUGUGAAUCCAGCCCUUAUUCUCGAAGAAACGGUAGUAACUACGAAGAUGUCUGGAUAAAUCGCGACUACACCUAGCAGCUGAGAAAAAUGGCUUCGUCUGCUAAAAAGAUGAAACGAGCUCACAAGAUGUAAUUUUCUGUUAUUUAAUUCGGGAAACAGGUUUAAAGAAUAACUAGUCAUUGAACAUUACAAGUCAUUCACAAUUCAACAUUUGUUAUCAUUGGUUUAAAAUGAUCCGUUUUGUAAUAAAAGGCAUUUUAAGAUGUUUUAUUCAUUUAUUCAUAAAAUAACAUUUUAUCUCGAAAAAACGGAAUAUGGUCAGCUCUGAAACGGAAAAUAACGGAAUUAAAAAUACUUUAAACGGAAUUUGCUAUUUUCUGAAACGGAAAAUCAUCACCCCUACACUAUAUAUACAUUCUAGACACCAUCCUUAUCCGUAGCCAAAAUCAAGUAUAGAUAUUGUAAUAAUUUAUUGUACUGAACUGUCCACACCAUCAUCUGUCUUGCAAUGUUAUGUGGAAAUGUAUAUACUGUUUGUUCAUUCUUUCAGGAUGCCACAUGGCACACAAUCAUAAUCAUUCAUUCAUGUAUGAAGAUAAUUAUCGAAUUACCAUUCCAUUAAGAAUUUUAGUCAUAGGAAUUAUACAUUUAUGUUGAAGUGCUGUGUAGCCCAGGAUGUCUUAUUGGUUAAAGGAUAUUAGGGGCUCCUAAUUAGUCUAAAUGUGUACAAUUUAUAUACAUUGUUUAAUCUGAUAUGAAGGAAUCAUGAACUGGAUUUUCAUAAAUCCUAACCCUGUACUGUUUUGUAAAUAAAUAUAUGUAAAAUUAAAACCAGUUUUAUAUGAUAAUCUGGGUAAAAUAAAAAAUUUCACCACUCUGCUACAAA
This is a messenger RNA of Patella vulgata (common limpet), 3086 nucleotides long. Its product is annotated as smad nuclear-interacting protein 1. NCBI's taxonomy places the organism in Eukaryota, Metazoa, Mollusca, Gastropoda, Patellidae. The record is from RefSeq and is a predicted model, not a curated record. Gene Ontology annotation, biological process: miRNA processing. Gene Ontology annotation, cellular component: nucleus. Gene Ontology annotation, molecular function: protein binding; mRNA binding. The transcript has 3 exons. The coding region runs from base 890 to 1543 and encodes 217 amino acids.